Molecule: messenger RNA, 14850 nt
Organism: Lymnaea stagnalis (great pond snail)
Lineage: Eukaryota; Metazoa; Mollusca; Gastropoda; Lymnaeidae
Source: the annotation of a GenBank genome assembly
CUUGAGAGGAGAACUCAACUCGGGAGAAGCGACUGUGGCAAGUGCAUUAUAUUUUUUCCUUCAAAACCUUUAGUGAUUUAGUGGCUAUAGCAACAACAAAUAAACACUGCACUUUUACCAAUUUACAUACACAUUAAUACUAUUUAUGUGUACUAAAUUUAGCCUUGCUCAGUGCCUUCUUACUUAUUUUUUGUGUUGUCCAUGAACGCUCCAUUUAUUAUUAAUUUUCAACCAAUACAGACUGUGAAACACACAAUGACAAUGCAUGUAACAAAUGGGCAUGGGAGUAUACGGUAGAUAGUAUAGUUAGAGGCAUAGUCAUGGGCCCAAGCCUAAGGUCAAUGUUAAUUAAACUAUUAUUAAAUAUUUAUUGUAGUAUUUGAAUAAUUUGUAUGGUAAUUGUAGGCUUGUACUUGUACUUGUAGGCCUACCUAACAAUGAACACUAUCACUAUCAGACUAAUUACUAAUCAGAGACAAAAUGAUUUGACUGAUUGAUGUGGAUGAUGACGAUGAUAACUGAUAAUUUAUAACUAAAUAUGAUAUUGUUAUUGACAUGUAACAUGUAUCUAUUUAUUUCCAAAAAAUGUCACUCACCUCAAAAUAAAAUUACUACUAAUACAACCCAUUCAUUAUCAUUAAUUCAAAGAAUUACACAAGACACAAGACAUUAUUAUUAAUUAAACCAAAUAAUUUUAAUAUAUUAAUAAUAAUAUUAAUAGUGUAUUAAUUAGUAUUAUUGCAGGUGAAAUACAAUUCCUGGCACAGUCUUAAAAUGUAAUAUCAACUUAAAUUGUUUAGUUGCGACACCACACCAAAUUUGAACUUUGUAUCUUUAAAAUUUAAUAAGUAUAAGUAAUGAUUAUUUAUCCCUCCAAAAAUGUGCAGUUUAUUGAAUUAAUAUUAACAAUGAAAAAAAUAGGAACUUAACAUUUUAUUAAAGUUAUUUCAAUAAGAAAAUGUUAUUCUGAAGCAUAUUAUAUUAUCAUAUACUUUCCUUUAUAUAUAAUAUUAUCAACAAAUACUGUAAAUAUGAAAUUUUUAUAUUGAGAAAUAUGCAAGAAAUAUGGGUAAAAAGGAUAAGCCAAAAAUUGUUUAACAAAAUGUGGACGAAAACUUUAAAAGUGGACCAAAACAUCAUAGCAGUUGAACUACUUGAGCUGGAAAGAUGAGCUUGGUGUUUCGUAAACCAUUCACUUGGCUCUAUUCAACUGAACUGCAUUUAUAUUUUAGAAAUCUUUUUGAAAUUUCAUCAAAAUCAAAGUACCUAUAACUAUAGUCAUAGUAUGUCACAGUACAGCAUGUCAAUUAGACAUGGAAGUCCAUAAAGUUAGUAAUGAUUUAGCAAUUAUUUAACUGAGACACUUAAGUAUGAAGUAAAAAAAUUAUACAAUUAUUGACUUUUCUCAAAGCUUAAUUCUUAUUCCCACAGGAUUCUCUUGGAACUUGCUGCAGUAUGUCAUAUUUAAUGAAGUAAUGGAUGGAAAAAUCUUUAUCUUAGUUUCAGUGAACUAUGCAUUUAUCAAUACAGUCAAGUUCAGAUAGGGUAAAAAGAUUUAAAAAUGUAGUGGUAGUUUUAUUCAUAGUAUUGUCCACACUUGGUGAUUUUGUCAAUGGAAAGCUUAUUUAUGAAGCAGGGAAAGGAAAUAGGACGUUUUAUUCAUCAGUCAUAAACGAUGACAAUGACAUUGUCUCAAACAAUAAUGAUCGUAGUCUUUUAUUAUCCAAGAGGAAUAGGGCUGAAGAAGAAAAUCCCUCCACUUCAACCCUUGUGCUAGUGCAAGUUGUGAGUAUACCUUUUUUCAAAAAUGAAAUUUUUAAAAUCUAUUUAUAGAUUAUAUGGUUAGUUACACCAUUUUUAAAAAAUGUAUACAAAUAAAUUAAUGAGCUGGAAAUAGCUCAAGUAUGUUAAAUGGAAAAAAGUAUUUUAUCCUCAAGUAGUAUUUAACUAUGUGCUAUUAAAUAGAGGCAUACCCCAUUAUUUUCAGUAUGACAUUUGGACUUACAUCAUUUAGUGCUUUUUCAUUUAUUGAAACAUAAACAGUUUUCCCAAUGGCCAGAUAAAUGUAUCAAUGUGAAAGAAAAAAAAUGCAGAAUGUUUUUUUCUCAGUUGCUACAAAAAAGCUUCUGACUUAUUAACUAAGGAAACCUUUUAAAGAUGCACAUACAUUAGAAAUAAUAAUAAUGCUUAUUGACCACAUUUUUGCAAUUUUCAUGCCCAAGAUAAAUAAAAUAAAAUAUUAUCUUUAUGUAACUUGAGAUAUUGCUCACUAUAUAUUCAUAGUGCAAACAUUAUGUACAACACUUUUGUAUACAUGCACCCAGUGGUGGGAUAUCAAAGUUUUAAAAACCAAAUCACAAUCUUAAAAUAAUCCCCAAGGCCAAUAAACAUUGUACAAAUGCACUCGUAAUUAACAUAAAACACUAACACAUCAGAGCAUUUUGUGAGCAUGAACUAUAUAAAAAGCGCUUGAUUCUGCUGGGUGCUGUCCAUGGCUAGACAGGGGUAGAUAGUACUGUUGAAAAAUAUUAAGUUGCUAAGGUACUUCACAGGGAAGAUAAUCAAACAAGCAUAGGCAACCAUCAAGGUUAGUUCAACGUUUUAUUGUAGGAGAACAACAUGGAGUCCAAUCAACAUGGAGCACUCGACAAGACAGAAUAAAAACAUGACGUCACUACACAAUAAAAAUGUGGUGUGCAAAACAAUGCGCAAUUAGCAUUCAGCAUUUUGUCAAUUUCCAACAAGUACUUGGGUGGGUGAGGUCAAGCUUUUCACCAAUUGUUGUUUUUAAAUGUAAAUGUUUCUGUAAUUGCUAAUUUUUAUGUGAAGCGCAGUGAGUCUAGCCCUAGGCUGGGGUACUGCGCUUUAUAAAACCAUCUAAUAAUUAUGAUAAUAAUAAUAAAAAAUAGAUUUUAUUUUAUUUUAAAAGGUUCACCGCCAUGGAGAUCGUGGCCCAGUGCAUACCUACCCCAAAGAUCCUAAUAAAGACAGAUGGCCUCAGGGUCUGGGACAACUAACUACAGUAAGUAAAAUAUAUGUUUCUUUUACAUUAUCAAUUUUUGCUGGUAUCCCUUAUGCAUUUUGACUUGAACGUGUGUGUCACACAAAAAUGAGCCAUGCACUUUUUAGAUAUCCAACAAGCUGAUCAGUUUACGGCAUAGUGCAAGGUGAAUAGAUAUAUAAAUAGUGCAAUGAUAUACUACACCCCAUCUUUUCAUUUAUUAAAGCACAAAAUUUGCCAGUUUAGUAUUUUAAUGGCAUAAUUCCAUCAAUUGUAAAGCCAACAUUGUUUUGCAAAUUUUUUUGUUUGAAAAUGGCUUUGCAUUAUUUAAUGCAGUAUUUUCUCUUUACUAGUUUAUCAUGACCUUAAUUUUUAGUUUAGCAUUACGAAUUGCACAUACAAUCGAUGGGUUUCCAAAUGAGAAAAGAAAGGUUGGUGGAGAUAACAUCUGGGUUACAAAAGAAAAUGUAGUUACAAUUGUGAAAGUUAUGCAAGCAUCAACUGUUGAAGGUCUGUUAACAGCCCAUUUCUCUUAAACAUGUUAAACAUUAUAUACACCUUAUCCUGGAAUUUGAGAUGUUAACUUCAAUAUCUCCCUCAUUUUCUCCCUAGAUUUUUGUUUUAGAUUAGGACUAUGCAAUGUGUAAAGAAAUAUUAAUUUUGAUACGUCAAAUAAUUAACUAAGGAUGUUUUGACAGCAAUAACUGGUUGUUUGUAUUUAGUAAAUGAUAAUAAUGUUAUUUUUAUCAUAUUUAAAAAAAAAAUUAAACCAAAUUUUUUUUUUUACUAUUAUUUAAUAAAUAAAAGACUUUAAGCAAUAAUGAGCAUAUGAUACCAUAUCUAUUUAUAAAAAUAAUAAAUAUAUGGUAUUAUUUAUAUAUAAAAUAAUAAACAUCCAGUAUUAUCUAUAGAUGUUACCAACCCUUUUAUAAGUAUUAUCUAUACAAUCUCUUCAUUGAUACAUGCUUUGCUGAUGUAAUUAUUCCUUUUUUUGGUGAUGGAAGUUUUAGGUCAUUUCCAAAAAUAGAUGACUAUCUCUAAGAUUGAAAUCCAUGGUCACUUAGUUGUGAUACAUAUUUGUGAAAAAAAAAAUGUAUAUAUAUAAUUUAGAUUUAAAUAAAAAACAACUGAAAAAUCAAAGCAAUUAUUUUAGAUAAAUCUGAUGUAUUUUAAAAGUUAAAUAUCUUUUAGGUUCAUUUAAAUUAUUUAUGAGUAAAACUUUAUAUUUUUACAGAAAGGAAUGCUUAGCGCCUAUAAACUUGGCCAGUUUUUACUGCAGAGAUAUGAAGCUUUCCUUGGCAACAGAUUUAAUCAUUCCCAGGUAAAAUUGAUUAAAUGAAAAUGGAAAAAUUUGUAUCUAAAUAUAAUUGCAAAACAAGAAAAGUAUCUCUUUAUUUAAAAACUGUUUUUCCAAACCCACUUUGUUCACAUGUUGCAUUUUAAUGAACAUAAAUAUAGUUUUUACUACAUCAUAUAAAUUUGUUUGUAUGAUUGGCACCUUCAGAUCUGAAAGCCAUAUUAGUAUAGUUCAAAUUUUUUAUAGAUAAAUUAAAUAUAAAUCUGGCAUAGUUUUUUUUUCUCAAUUUAAUUUUUUUUUUUUUUUUCAAAUUUUUUUGCUAAAUACGUCAUUCCUAUAUGCAUUACAGAAGCCCAGAUUAUGAUCGUACAUUAAUGACAGCAGAUAAUUUUUUAUAUAUAAAUUAAAUAUAAAAUUGGUAUAUUUUUUUUUUCUCAAUUUAAUUUUUUUUUUUUUUUUCAAAUUUCUUUGCUAAAUAUGUCAUUCCUAGAUGCAUUACAGAAGCACAGAUUAUGAUCGUACAUUAAUGACAGCAGAAUGUGUUGCAGCAGGACUCUUUCCUCUCAAUAUCAGUAGUGAAGAUUGGCCCUUAGGCCUGUGGCAGCCUAUUCCAGUGCAUUCAGUCCCAGAAAAGAUGGACAAGGUGAUUAUAAUAGUCAUAAUUUAUAAAUUAAACUUUGUCCAGUUAACAAUAAUGAAUUAAUUCCAUGAUAAUAUCCUUAUUAAAUGUCCAGUUUAUUCUAUGGUGUGUGCUAAAGGCAGAUUUUUAAAGACAUCUUUGACCGUUGACGAAAUACCACAGACCGAUUGUAGGGUGUGUUUUCAUCAGGAACACCUAGUUUUAGUAGAAAAGGAGUGGCUUUUGUCAUUAUGCAGGCUUUCAACACAGGUUUUCCUAAAUACAGGAACCAAAUGGAAGUACAAGAUCUAAGAAUAAAAAUGACCUUUUUUCCUCAUUAACUAUUUUUUUUUUUUGUUGAAAAGAAAAGCAUCACAUAUCUAUUUAAUAAAUUACUUAUGUUUUAGUUUGACUUACUGUAUUUAUUGGCGUAUAACAUGCACAGGCGUAUAACAUGCACCAUUCGCGCCGCUGAAGGUGCUCAUCAGUAAGUUUGGCCCUGAGCUUUGACUUGUUAAAGUUCAUAGUGGAAAAGAGCUUUUCACACAGAUAGGUACUCCCAAAAAAGGCACAUGAUACGCUUGAACAACCUGGAAAUCUUAGGGAAGGUUCAGAGGACAAUGUUCUCAUCAAUCCUUCAUGCUUGCCUGUUUUUCCAUUCACCUUCCUGAACCAAGAAUUGCACUGAAGAUCAAUCAGCUCCAUUUGAAGCGCAGGGGGGUAUCUUCCAACUUAAAGGAAGAAGGGUCAGCAAAAAGUGUCUCUGUGUCUAAAAAUACGUGAUCAAAUUCUUCCUGUAGCUUUGCAAUGGCAUCAGUAUACUUACUACUGAAUGGUGUGCCCAAGUCCAUGAGCACUUUGCAUGUUAGGAAAUAGCAGAGGUUUCUCUAAGAACCAUAACACAAGUUUUGUGCCAAAUGAAAGCCCUGACAUUGUCAUAGGCAACACUGACAAGCUACUUUAACUACUUGUUGAGUAAAUUCAGCUCCUGUGUAAUGUCACCAAGAAAAGUCCAUGAGCCAUUUGGAAUCACUUAGUACAGAAACAACCACCUCAUCCUUCUCCAUGAAGGCUUUCAAGGCUAAAACGUGUUCAAACAGUAGGCAGGAGCAGGCAAUAUUAUGAAUUAUUGAUGUGAAGGAAGAUGGUGUUGUAGAAAGAAUGAAUUUUGAUUUUUUAUCGUAGAAAAAACUUUUUUGACUAACCCUAUUUUGAAAGUGACCAAGCUGACAGGCUCGGAAUUUCCCUCACCCAUAAACACUAGCAGCAAUUUUAAUUUUGAUUCUUUGAUACUGUGUCAGAUUGCUACGAUUUACACAAUUAUAGUUGUGCAUUACCCACUAACUGACUUUUAAAUCUUUUCUCAAAUCCGCACUUUGGCCGUGUUUGUCUCAUUAAAUGCUAUAAAAUAAAAGCUUUUAGUCCGAGUUUAAAAUGGUUUUUACCAUUAUAAUCAACGUCCAAAUCUAUACAAACAUCAUUUAAAUCAGAAUUAGACUAGUCCAUGAGAUUCUACUGAAACCAUCACGGAGGAUCACAUUAUAGAUAUGAGAAUGGGGAAAACGUGGGGGCCGCAAUAACAAUAGCCUUUGCUUUUAUGUAGUUGGCCGCAAAAUAUCGUGCCGCAAGUUUGAGACCCCUGAACUAACGGGAUAUAAGUGCAACCUAAUGGCCAUUAAAAAUAAUUUAUUUAAGAAACACAUAGCUUCACUUUAAUAAAACAUUUACAUUUUUAUAAUAUAGUUUCAUAAAAUUUUAUUGUUGAUACCACAGUAAAGGGAAUUGCAUUCCAUUUCCACCAAUUCAUAAUAUGAUUAUGCUUCCUUGGGAAUUCAAAGUCUCACAGAAAAUGUAAAAAACAGAGUUUAUUUUUCUUUUUGGUAUCGAAAUUAAUAUCUGUAUAAAAAUAAUCAGGCCACAGAAAAAAAGUUAAGGAAACGCUGUUCUAGCAUAAAAAUGUAUCUGAUGAACCAGGGAUUCUUAACCUGUGUGGAGCACAGCACACAUCCCCUCUUGAUUUCAAAACAUUUCUAGCAAAACCCACAAUCAAAAAUGCUAUUAAAAAUGCAAAUAAACCUGAUUGUUCUGGGUCUUGCCACAUCUUCUGACACUGCCUCCCCUCCAUCACCAAUGGUUGAGGACACCCCUAUUUAAGAACCCCUGUGACAAGCUCUAGAAUUGAAAUAGCCAAUUUUAGAGUAUAAUAAUAAGAUAUAUUUAUCCCAUGUUUGUUCAUAAGGUUAUUCUGCUUUCACCUGAUGUUGUUUUUAAACAGUAAUCUAAAAAGAGAAACCUUUUUAAGCUUUAAUUAGACCCUGAAAUAAUAUUUGAGUAUGGUGGUGAUGUUUUUUUUUUUCUUCUGUUUUAAAUCUUAUUGCUAAGAUUGUUCCUUUUUCUUGGCUUUAGCUCUUGCGCCCCUCAUCCAGCUGUCAGUAUGUGAAAGAUUUAAGAUCUGCAAUUAAAGCUUCUUUUGCCUCCAGCAGACUCAUGAUGUUUGAGAAGGUAAAUCUGACAACAGAUCACUGAUGAACUGGUUUUUAGCAUGAAAACUAUUCUCUCAAAUACAUUGGAAAAAAAUGGGUGUGGUGUUAAUUAAACAUAAAUUAAACUUAAAUGUUUCUUUGUUAAAGAUAAUGAGACGUCCCGAAAGAUAGAAUGAUUAGGGCAUUGAGUGUAUGUUGAUUGGCAAGAAGGACAUUGAUUAGGGAAUUGAUUGUGUGUUGAUUGGCGAGAAGGGCGUUGAUUAUGUCAUUGAUUGUGUGUUGAUUGGCGAGAAGGGCAUUAGGUUUAUGUUUAUCCGAAGGGUUGAAGGUUAUAUUGAUGGGAAGGGUUAAAGGUUAUGGGGAUGGGAAGGGUUAAAGGUUAUGUGGAUAGAAUGGGUUAAAGGUUAUGUGGAUGGGAAAUGGUUAAAGGUUAUGUGGAUGGGAAUAGUUAAAGGUAAAGUGGAUGGGAAGGGUUAAAGGUUGUGUGGAUGAGAAGGGUUAGAGGUUGUGUGGAUGGGAAGGGUUAGAGGUUGUGGGGAUGGGAGGGGUUAGAGGUUGUGGGGAUGGGAGGGGUUAUAAGGUUGUGUGGAUGGGAAGGGUUAAAAGGUAUGUGGAUAGGAAGGGUUAAAGGUUAUGUGGAUGGGAAGGGUUAAAGGUUAUGUGGAUGGGAAGGGUUAAAGGUUAUUGGAUAGGAAGGGUUAAAGGUUAUAUGGAUAGGAAGGGUUAAAGGUUGUGUGGAUGGGAAGGGUUAAAGGUUAUGUGGACGGGAAGGGUUAAAGGUUAUGGGGAGUGAAGGGUUAAAGGUUAUGUGGAUGGGAAGGGUUAAAGGUUAUGUGGAUAUGAAGGGUUAAAGGUUAUGUGGAUAUGAAGGGUUAAAGGUUAUGUGGAUAUGAAGGGUUAAAGGUGGAUUAGAUUCCUUAUCUAUAGAGUGAGGCUGUCUCUUUUCUGGGCAUCUAUAUUUGAGUGAAGAGAAAAUCUCUGUUGACAAAGUUAGUCAUGAACUGUGAGAGAAUAUGGAAUGGUUAUUGUAAUUAUGUGCCUUUCCCUUUGAUAUUUCAGGAACUAAUGCUGAACCUGAGUCGAAGCACAGGAAUGGAUAUAAACAUUACAACGUUACAUGAUUUGGCUGAUGUGAUUUUCUGUCAGGUAACAAAUGUUCAAUGCUUAAGACUUGGGAAUAAAAUGAAAGUGCUCAGAAAAAAAAAUGGGGGAAAUAAAGAGCAACCUUAAAUUAUCAUCAUGAAAAGUCAUCAAAGUUGGUGUUAAAUUUGAAGUAUGUAUGAAGCAAUAAGAAGUGUCAUAAAUCAUUUGGCAUUUUUAGAAUUUCAUCAGGGUAGUAAACAGUAACAUUCCUGAAAACUUUAUGUUAUUAUGCAUAGACAAAGCGUUGACUGCAAUAACAGUUAAAUAUUUAAAUGAUUGUUACUGAAUAAUACAUUUUUGUAUACAAACAUUGGUUAGAAAAAUCAUGACAUGAAACAACCAGAGUGGCUGAGUCCAGAGAUUGAAACUGAGUUAUUCAAUUACAAGUCACAUCAAGAAUUGGUCAGCCCAGAGGAUGCAAAGUAUUUAGCAGGUGGGAUGAAAAAAAAUGAAUAAUUCUGUUUUAAUUAAAAGAAUGCCUCUGGAAUGUUCCCCAUAGUCAAUGUAAGAAGAUUUGAAGUGUUACAGGGGGUAAUGAGCAACUAGAAACUUAACUCAAAAUUUUUUGGGAAUUACCUCUUGGCUUAAAAAAAACAACAACUGAUGUUAAAAUCCCCAGUGAAAGUUGUAUUAUGGAAUGAUUUUUAUAAUGGUAUGACCUCAAGAAAAGUUUGAGUUGGUAAAGUGGGCCUUGUCUUUGCAAAGUGAUUACCUAUCAGUUCACAUUACAUAAAUCAUUCUGAUUUUAGCAUGGAUUUUUUGUUGGGUGCAUUUUUAUAUUGGACUAAGAAUGUUAAUUUUGUUAUUUAUUUAUUUUAUAAUAAUUUUAAACUUUUCAUUCUAUUGGGAUUAAGUUAAAAAAUUUUUGGUUUACUUCAGCUUGAUGUUCUGACAGUAACUUAAUCAAUUUUUAAUUUUAAAGUUAAGACAAUCAUUUUUUUAUGUGUGCGUUAAUUUUGUACAGAGAAGUAUCUGCCUUGGCCAUUGGGCCGCUCUUUGUUGCAACGAGCAUUGUUGCCCACGGGUUUUUUGAAUAUCUAAUUGAGCUAUUAAUGAGCCAAGCUGCAGUCUCUAACAUGAAUACAGCUUAUUUUUGAGGUACAAAUGAAGUUCUGUCAUGGUUAUGUAAGCAAUAAAUACUGUAAAGCCACCAAGAAUUCACAUGCUCCAAAAUUCAAGAAAAUUUGUUUUGUGGAAAUUAGUCAAAAAUGUGAUCCAGGCUAAUAGACCAUUUAAAAUAUGUUAUGUUGUUUUUGCCUCUUCAUAGCAUCUGAUUUAUUUAAGCAGGUGGGAGUAUAUUUGUCUUCUACAUUUGUAACCAAUUUUUGUUGGGCUCAGACAUUAUGUAGCUGCAUCAGAUGUUAUGGUUCCCAUAAGUUAAGUGGGAUAGUAAUAUUCCUGGUUUACUAAAACCAUUCAGAAGUGUUUCAUCUCUCACACUUUGUUUAACUUUUUUUUAUUGAUAUGAGAGAAUUUUAAUAAUGUAUAUUUUCUCCUGUUAGGUACUUUGUUUCAAACACUGAUCAGGAACAUGGAAAACAAAAUGAGCAGCUCCUCAGAUUCUCACAAAUUGAUUAUGUUUUCUGCUGUAGGUAUUUCCGGAUCGACUGUCCAACUACAUUCACACAGACUGUCCAAAAUUUAAUAACAUUAAAUAAUUGAUAAAUUAGUAAGCAUCACUUAAACUAAACACAAAUUUAAUUAGUUUCUUUACUCUGGAACUUUCAUUAUUUUAAUAGAGUUAAAAUUUUCCAGAUUUGUUAGUGAAAUAAUUUUUUGCACUGGAACCUUAAUGCUUUAGUGGAUUAAAGACACAAACAUAAUUUCAUACAAGAAGGGUGAAGUUUUAUUUUAAAAUUUUUAAUUGAAUAAAAGGACAGGUAAUAUAGCAAAAACCUUGGCUACAAAAUAUAGUGAAACAUUCUAAAAUUUCAAUUAUGUACCUUGAAUUUUGUUGUAAAAUGUGUUCCUUGUAUUCAUAAUCAAAUAACUCUAUCACAGCAUGAGUCACCUGUUAGAUUCACUAAGGCCUUGUUGGGAGUUGAUGACAGGUUGGAGGUACCUUACACAGGGGCUCUCAUAGCAGAGCUGCACAGGAUGCAAGGAAACUACUUUGUGAAAUUCUUGUAUAGGAACACUAAAGAUGAACCACUCAUUACCUUCUUGGUCAAAUGUAAGUGCUGUCUCUCAUUAGGUUAAGCGAUGGAGAAAAUAAAUGUUUAUUAAUUAUAAAUCAUUUAACAAAUGGGCAAAAUUAAUCUGGAAAAAAUGUUUGAGUUUAACAGUUUAAAAAUAUAAUUAUGUUUAGCAAAAAAUAUGAUUUUAACAAAUUUAACAAAACCAGAUUCCUUCAGUUAAGUUUGUGUUUGAUAUCUCAGAAAAGUUCAAAAUAGGGAGUAAAAGUGCUGUUCCAGCUCACUGAUACAUUUUUUAAAGUCUUUUGGGGUCAUCUAACAAAACAUAAGAUUAAAAAAAUGUCCAAUAAGUAUUGUCACCCCCUGCCUCCCCCCACACCUUCUUUACUUGUGAUCUUUUAAUUUAUCUAGUCAUAAACAUGUAUGAUUGAUGCAGAUUGUAAGUCAGAGUUAUGCCCAUACAAGGAGUUCCAUAAGGCAUAUCAAGACUUGAUUGUGACAGAUGAAGAGUGGGAUGACGUGUGUUCUGCUCAGUCUACACCAAAACAUUCCACAGAUGAUAGUAAGUCAAGCGUGAGCCCACCAGCUUAAGUUCAGUAUUUUAGAGUAGUAGAUUAAAAACAACACCUAAUGAGUCAAUUCAUGUAAGUUAACUUUACAUAAUAUGUAAAUACAUGUAUAAAUACAUCCUUCCUAAAAAUAGAUAUGAAAAAUGUUUUUGGUAGGAUACAUGUAUAGCGUGUCUCUCAUUAAUCUACUUGAAAGCUUUAUUGCAGUCCAACACCCUUAUAGCUCGUUAACUAAUUAAUUUAAAGAUUUCCCUGACCAAUGAUCCACUAUUGUUUAUAUACAUCCUUCAAGUUAUGAUCUAACUCUGAGAAUCCUACUCUACAAGUGACUGCGAAUGUUUGCCCAUGACAAAAGCUGCACACAGAAAAUUAUGACAAUUUAUUCUUGGAUAAAUAAAAUCCCUAAUGACCCGCUCAUAAGCCAACCACUCCACUUAUUCUUCUGAUAUAUUUCAAGAAAACUGUUGGCUUAUGAAUGGGUAUAUGUGGUACUUGUGUGUUACUACGGAUUGUGUCUCUUGAUGAAAAAUCUGGCUUGUGGAAUGAUGCUGCCAGGUUUACAUGCUGAUAAUACAGUUAUGACAAGGAUCUUAAAAAUGCAUCACAUGUUGUUUGAAGAGAAUUGCUAGUACGAACGUUGGUAAAAUAAAUAUGAAUAAACAAGUUGACAUAGAUCUAUUUUCUCUUUCCUAGGUUGGAUUCCAUACCUGGUGGCAGCCCUUGUUAUCUUGAUAGCCGUCGUCAUUUUUCUUGGCUAUAAAGUUUAUAGUCUACAACAGCAGAUCAGACAGGGCCCCAGCCAAGAUGAAUAUGCUUUAUUGAUGAACCGAGCUGAGACUAGUGAUAGUGAGAAUGAAAUGGAGAUGGAGGACACGCUCAGUGGGGUCUUCAGUCAGGCUAAUAACAGCAACACCAGAUCACAGUUUAUUGCAGAAUAUAGUGAGCUGGGGUAACACUGGUCAGUCAUUGUCAGUAACAACAAUAUCCAAAAUUAUGGUUGUGAAUUACAAUCUCUCAUCAUGUAUCAAAUAUUUAAUUAAUUGAUAGCUACUAAAUUCUGCAUAUAUAAUAAAAACAAAUGGAAUUUUUUAGAAAUAAGUUUUAGGAAAGAACAUCCAUCCAUCCCUGUGGCGCUACAGCCCAUGUAGGGCUUUGGCCUGCCUCUCUACUUCCUUUCACUCACACCUAACUAAUGCUUUUCUUUUCCAUGCUUGGAUUCCCAGCUGUUGUAGAUCUUUUUCCACAUCAUCCAUCCAUCUGAGCCUAGGUCUGCCUUUGAGCCGUUUCCCUCUGGGGGUUUUGGUGAUGUACCCUCAUCACUGCUCUGUCAUUAGGCAUUAUUUCUGCCUAGUGUAGCCUACCCUUUUUUAUUUCUGCUCCUAGCUUGGGAUCCUGAUAUAGAUUUUUCAAGUCCUGGUUGGUUGGUAUUCUCCAUUCAUAUUCAUCCGUUGUUGAAGACUAAACAAGAAGCUUUACAUUUUAAAUGCAUUCUCAAUAAAUUUAUUCAAAAUGUAAAUUAGACUUAGCAUUUAAAAUGUUUUUUUUUUUUUUUAAUGACCUUAUUUUUCAGUUGAUAAAAAGUAACCUUGUCAAAAGAUUUAUUUAAGAAUAUAUUAAAAGAUCAUCGUGUCUUCAUUAACAUUCCUUUAUGCUAAUUAUUGUUAAUUUAAGUUUUAAAAUUAUUUUGAUGGAUUAUUUUUUUUUAUGGGAAUAAGCAUUUUAUAUUCAGAAAAAACGCACAGUUUUUAACUUAAUGCACAGAACACAUGCUUUCAUUUUAUUGGUUGGAGUUUUGAUUUUUCUAAAUGUUUCACUACUCAUGUUAAAAUUGGGAGUGAUUUUUCUUUAAAUGGGUCUUGAUCUUGAUAUGGCAACUACAACGUGGAUAUCUAGUAAAUGCAUAACUUGUAAAUCAAAAAUAAUUCAAAAUUUGCUGGAUUUUCAUUAUAAAUGGGACCCAAAAGUUGAAGAGUAAUGAAAUAUUUAUGAUGGAGUUUCAUUUACAUAAUUUAUUAAACAAACUUGUAUCAGUGCAUCGCAUGGGCUAGAUAUAAAGAACAUUGAACGGGUAACUGCACUAUUUGUACCACAUCUUCUUUUGCUUUAGUUAAAACCCAUAGUCCAAAACUGACCUAUUUUUUCCCUAGUAACAGGAAAUCGAACGUCGCUGUAGGCUUGAAAAGAAUUAUAAUUACUUUAAUCUGAUUGCAUAUUUAAAAAGGGGAACUUAGUAUCUAUUAGGGUGAGAAUUUCACUCAAAAAAGUUUUGUUACUUCUAUUUUGAUAAUUCCAUACAUAACCUUGAAGCUUUAUAAUUAACAGAGGCCAUUUUCAGAUUCCAUCAAUCCUUUACAAAAAAAGAAAUAAAAUAACAUUUCUGAAAGGAGCAGUUAAUAUAUUCAUUCUUAACAUCUAUCUUUUUCAAUUUUAUUUUAGUUUGUGAUUUAGUUUGUGAAAUAAUUUCAAUAUAAAAAGCUAAACUUAUAUAACAAUCAUUAAAUGUUAAAGAAUCUGUGCUAAUAUUCAAUAUAUCCUAUGGGGAAUAAAAUGGAGUAAGGGAAAUUCUUUAUUGGAUAGUAAAUUACUUCAGUGUGUUCGUUUAUAGUGAAAGUUCCUUAAAAUGUUACCAAAAAAAAUUCAGUUUGAAAUGUGUUGUACAAUUCCAGAAUUUGAGCCCACAAAUACAUUUAUACGGUGUGUUUAAAAAAAAUAUGUGUCCAUUAUUAUAUUUAAUUCAGCAGUUUUGCUGGCCUUGCAUUUAUCAUCAAAUGGCCUUCUAUUGAUAUUGAUUUAUAUGCCAGAUUUAUGAAGUUAUUCACAUAGUUUGUUUAUACUUAUAUAUUGGAGAAAAGAAAAAAAUAUUUAUCUUUUAUUAUGUCUUAAAGUUAAAUGUGUUUGCUUAAGUUAUAAUACCUGACAAUUAUUCUGCACAUUUGAAGAUAUAUAUGUAUACAUACUGCCAAAGUAUACCUUUUUAUAUGUGCAAAAUAAUUGUCAGGUAUUGUUGUUUAUAAUUUUGAUCUCAUCAAACCUCGACAAAACAAGCUUUCAUAAAUAGUUCUUUAAUUUGUAACUGCUGUGAUGUUUCAUUAGUGAUGUGUGUAAAUCAGUUUAAAGCCUCAGCUAAUCAGUACAGUAAAAAUCAAUGAAUGAAAGUUUUUAUGAUUUUGUUGAAAUGUCAUAAUUAGCUGGUCUUUUGACAGCUCUAUUACCCAAUUAAAGCCAUAAUCUUAUGUGCCACCAUAACAAUUUAAUGUUGGCAUAUAUAAGGGAAGUUUUUCUGGUUCUAGCAACACUACCUCGAAAAUAAAACUAGUCCUUGUAUUGCCUUAUAUUAGUGUUGACAGUUAAAAUCUAACUAGCAAAGAUCUGAAAAGAGUGAUCAUGUCAUUAUACAAAUUAUUUUGUUCAAAGAAUGUACAGUUUUUAUUGGUUUGGCAUUUCAUCAACUUUAAUGCUUGUUGUGUUCCAUAAACGGCAAGAGGCAAAAUAAAUAUUUAAUUUAUCAUGCACCAACACCUUUUUGCUCAACUAUCUUCUUCAAAUGAUGUUUUAUUAUGGCAAGCUUUAAAAAUUAUUUAACAAUAAAAAAUAUUACAUGCA